This is a messenger RNA of Hibiscus syriacus, 939 nucleotides long. Its product is annotated as 60S ribosomal protein L10a-like. Gene Ontology annotation, molecular function: structural constituent of ribosome; RNA binding. The transcript is spliced from 5 exons. The record is from RefSeq and is a predicted model, not a curated record. Gene Ontology annotation, biological process: translation. Lineage: Eukaryota; Viridiplantae; Streptophyta; Magnoliopsida; Malvales; Malvaceae. The coding region runs from base 138 to 788 and encodes 216 amino acids. Gene Ontology annotation, cellular component: large ribosomal subunit.
UCACUCCACUUUUUCGCUAAACCUUAGCUUAUUGUAACUACCAGUCCCUUGUGGAUCUAACAUUUCAAUAACUUGGUAACGUUAUUUUGCAGGUAAAAUUUCAUAGUUCUGUUCGUGGAAAGAACUGAGAUUCAGAUAUGAGUAAGCUUCAGAGUGAUGCCCUUCGAGAAGCUAUUUCAGCAAUUGUAGCUCAGUCCAAGGAGAAACAACGCAAGUUUACUGAGACUAUUGAACUCCAGAUUGGUCUGAAAAACUAUGAUCCCCAAAAGGACAAGCGUUUCAGUGGAUCUGUGAAGCUGCCACACAUUCCACGACCUAAGAUGAAGAUUUGCAUGCUUGGCGAUGCUCAACACGUUGAAGAGGCUGAGAAGAUUGGUUUGGAUUAUAUGGAUGUAGAAGCAUUGAAGAAACUAAACAAGAAUAAGAAACUAGUGAAGAAGCUUGCCAAGAAGUAUCAUGCCUUUUUGGCUUCUGAAUCUGUCAUCAAGCAAAUUCCUCGUCUUUUGGGUCCCGGUCUCAACAAAGCAGGGAAAUUCCCAACCCUUGUCACUCACCAGGAAUCCCUAGAGUCCAAGGUGAAUGAGACCAAGGCAAUGGUUAAGUUCCAGCUGAAAAAGGUUCUUUGCAUGGGUGUUGCGGUUGGAAAUGUAGCUAUGGAUGAGAAGCAGAUAUUCCAAAAUGUGCAAAUGAGUGUCAAUUUCCUUGUUUCUUUAUUGAAGAAAAACUGGCAGAAUGUGAGGUGCCUCUACCUGAAGAGCUCCAUGGGCCCUUCAAACAGAAUCUUUUGAGUUGCUUCUGCUAUGUACGGAGUGAAAGUAGUGGGAUUAAAUUAAUCAGUGUUUUUUUGUUAUACUCGGAAUGUUAAACUUAAUGUUUUAUUUUGUUGUUGGUAUCCCUAGAAAUGUUAAGAAUUUGAGACAUUUGAAGUGUUGAUUUGCC